Molecule: messenger RNA, 2983 nt
Organism: Juglans microcarpa x Juglans regia
Lineage: Eukaryota; Viridiplantae; Streptophyta; Magnoliopsida; Fagales; Juglandaceae
Product: wall-associated receptor kinase 2-like
Exons: 3
Coding region: 272-2491 (739 amino acids)
Biological process (GO): cell surface receptor signaling pathway; protein phosphorylation
Cellular component (GO): plasma membrane
Molecular function (GO): polysaccharide binding; calcium ion binding; ATP binding
Source: RefSeq, a predicted model, not a curated record
AUCUUUGUAAAAAGAAAUGAUAUUGAGCCCACCAACUUUUGCGACCUUGGAAAUUGAUUGCUGCCUGCUAUUAUAUAUUGAGAAGUAAAACUAAAGAUUUCCAAUGCCUCGAAAGUCAGGAAAUUAUGGCUCUACAUGGAUUUCCUAAGUUCCUUCCAAAUGCAUGCCCAUUAAAAUUUCAGCAUCUAUCUAUAUGGAGCGAUGCUUCUACGAAUAAAAUAGACGAAACCUUUCCUCCUCGCAAAAAGAGGGGGGUACGUGUUUCCCAAGGAUGAUGCUCUUGCAAGUGAUCAACAUGAUAUGGAUCGUUGGUGUCAUAUUAAUAUUAGAAAUGGCAGCCUCUGCAACAAUUCUAGCAGCAGUAGCAGCUCCAUUAACAAAGCUUAAUUGCAGUGACCGGUGUGGAGAUGUUAAAAUUCCAUUUCCAUUUGGCACUUCUGAAAGGUGUUAUCUCGAUCAUAAUUACUUCGUCAACUGCACAUACGAUUCUUCCAGCAAAACCCCCCAGCUAAUGUAUGGAGAUUUCGUUGUUCAGAACAUUUCCCUCGAAGGUCAAUUUGAGUUAAUCUUUAGGUACCCUGUCUAUGAAUGUUUCAACGAGUUGGGUACCCUUGCGAAUCGUAGUCGUUUCCUUGUAAAUUUCUCCAGUUCAUUUUCUUACACCCACAACGUGUUCGUGGCCAUUGGUUGUGACACUAUUGCUUACCUUAAUGGUACCAAGAACAAUGGAAACUUCUCCACGGGAUGCCUCUCUGUUUGUGAAAACACUAACGAUGUGGUCAAUGGGUCUUGUUCUGGAAUUGGGUGUUGCCAGGGAGAGAUUCCAAAAGGAUUGACGGAAUCUAGUUUAGCAGUACAGAGCUUUUCUAAGCACAAAGGAGUAUGGAAGUCCAAUCCUUGUAGCUAUGCUUUCAUUGUUAAAAGAGAUGCGUUCCAUUUCUCUCCCGAAUAUCUUAUUUCAAACGUGUCCAAUAUGACAUUUCCUGUGAUCGUUGAUUGGGGGAUUAGAUAUGAAAAGUGUGAUUUUGCUAGCCAAAAGUCGAACUUCCUAUGCGGAAAGAACAGCACAUGUAAUGAUUCCUGGUAUGGAUACCGUUGCAGAUGCAAUCUCGGUUAUGGUGGAAACCCAUACCUCCCUAAUGGUUGCCAAGAUAUUGACGAGUGCGCACUCGGGAAUAAUUGCACACAUCCGAAACGCUGUAAAAACACAUACGGGAGUUAUAAAUGUUCUUGCCCCAAAGGGAAACGAGGGGACGGAAGAAAGGAUGGAACCGGUUGUUUUGUGAAUGGCCCACUGAUUGGUGUUGGUAUCGGCACAACCAUCUUAGUGCUACUAGUUGGAAGCGCUGGGGUAUAUUGGGUAAUACAAAUAAGAAAAAUCAGUAAGCUCAGACAGUUAUGCUUCAAAAUUAAUUGUGGCCCAAUGUUACUUGAACAACUCUCUAAUCACCAAGGAUCGAUGAAACCAGUUAGAAUCUUCAGUGAAGGAGAACUUGAGAAGGCUACUAAUAAUUAUGACGAGAGUAGAAAGCUUGGCCAAGGAGGCGAUGGAACAGUUUAUCGAGGAGUAUUAACAGAUAAUAAAGUGGUUGCUAUUAAAAAGUCCAAAACUGGUGAUAAAAACCAGAUUAAACACUUCAUAAAUGAAAUGAUUGAGCUUACUAAAAUAAACCACAAGAAUGUGGUUAAACUAUUGGGUUGUUGUUUGGAAACAGAAGUGCCCUUGCUAGUUUAUGAAUUCAUCGGAGAUUGGACACUUUUUGACCAUAUCCAUGAUAAAGACAAGUCAUCUUUACUCUCAUGGGAAAAGCGUUUGAAGAUAGCAACAGAAGCUGCAGGAGCCCUUGCAUACCUACAUUUUGAAACUUCCAUACCAAUCAUACACGGAGAUGUGAAAUCUGCAAAUAUACUUUUAGACGAGAAUCAUACAACAAAAGUUGCUGACUUUGGAGCUUCAAGACUAGUUCCUCUUGAUCACACGCGAUUAGAGCAAGGAACAUUUGGGUACUUGGACCCUGAAUACUUACGCAGUGGCCAAUUAACAGAAAAAAGUGAUGUCUAUAGCUUUGGUGUUGUUUUGGCAGAGUUACUAACAGGUGAGGAGGUAAUUUCUUUGGAAAGGGUAGAAAAAGAUAAAAAUCUAGCAACAUACUUUGUUUCUGCUAUAGAAGAUGAUCGCCUACUAGAAAUUAUCGAGUGCCACAUUAAAAAUGAAGGCGAUGUUGAAGAGCUAAACGAAGUUUCGUAUAUUGCAAAAAGGUGCUUAAGCAUAAAUGGAAAGAAAAGGCCUACCAUGAAGGAUGUGGCAAAGGAGCUAGAGGGAUUGAGAAGUAAGAAAAAGCUUUCAAAUGAGAUGGUUGAUCUCUUGAGAGAAGAAACCAAGAGCUAUUUGAAUCCUGAUGCUGGCAUUGCCAAUUCUUCGACCAGUACCACCAUUGAUAGCAUUAUGCAAUUUCUACCCACCUGUUGCUCCAUGAUUCCUCUGUUCUGAAGACAACCUCUUUCUCUGCUCAGCGUCACAGCUCUUCCAUCGCUACCCACCACCAUGCAGUACGACUUCCUCCAAAUCUUUUUCUGUUCCUUAGUCCACCCCUUGUAGUGCUUCCUUGCUCUCCGAUCCCAGAAUUAUCUCUCACGGCCUCUUAGCCUCCAUCAUCCUCCAAUCCUUUGACUUUCAUUCUCCCUUUUUUCUCUCACACUUUCUUUACCAUCUUUUUCUUCUCACUCACCUUUUAUAGACCCUCAUGAGAGGCUACGUAAGUGUCCAAUUUGGUCUCCGCUUUUGUGAGAGCUUGUUCUUUUGUAUGUUCAAGAUCAAGUAUUUAAUUUUUAUGCCUUUUGUGUGUAAAAAGACUUGUAGUAUCUUAAUGUUUGAGUGCUUGUAAUAAAGCUGUGUUUCUUUUUCACUUUUUAUGCCUUUGUGUGUAAAAAGACUUGUAGUAUCUUAAUGUUUGAGUGAUUGUAAUAAAGUUGUGUUUCUUUU